Messenger RNA from Rhinichthys klamathensis goyatoka, 768 nucleotides. It is a transcript of the gene cd27, whose product is annotated as CD27 molecule. Gene Ontology annotation, cellular component: external side of plasma membrane. NCBI's taxonomy places the organism in Eukaryota, Metazoa, Chordata, Actinopteri, Cypriniformes, Leuciscidae. The coding region runs from base 38 to 496 and encodes 152 amino acids. The record is from RefSeq and is a predicted model, not a curated record. The transcript has 4 exons. Gene Ontology annotation, biological process: negative regulation of apoptotic process.
UGAUACUCAGUGUGAGACAUGCGAAGAUGCCUUCUACAUGGACGUCUAUAAUGACAAUUUUGAUUGUCAUCAUUGCACGACGUGCACCAAUGAACAUAUGAAGUAUAAGAAGAACUGUACAACGACAAGAGACGCUGUGUGUACAUGUGAUGAGGGCUACAGAUGCAGUGACAGCAACUGCGAGAACUGUGUGAAAGUCCAGACGUAUACUCCGUCCCCUCGUCCUGCUUUUACUGCAACAGCACCGCACACCCAGAAUAAUGUGUGGAUCUCGGUGAGUCUGUGUUUUGUGUGUGUGUGUGUGUGCGUUCUGUUCACCUGUUUCCUUCUUAUCAGCAGACAUGCACGGACAUGUGGAUGGAUCAUGUCAGCAUCAACCGGUUUCUGGUCCUCCAAAAAGAGCAACUCUGGAUCCAGUCAGUGCACAGAGGAAGAAGAGGUACCAAUGCCAGUGCAGGAGGUGUGUGGAAAGACAGAGAAACUGGAGGAUAUCUGAGAAAGGAGGAGGAAGAAGGCCGCUGAUGCGUCUACGGAUUGAGUACUUACUUUAGGACAAAUCUGCUGCUGCCAUUUACUCAAGAGAAGAGUGAGAGGUGAAGAGGUGGCUCAUCUGAAGGUUCUGUGAGAACGACUGUCCAUCCUGAGAAAUGCUGAGAGACAGUCACUGCACAUAAAGACACACUCAACAUUCGACAUGGAGCUAAUCUUUAAGUUUUCUUCUCUGCACACUUGUUUGUAUUUAUAUUAUAAUUGGGUAGUUAAUGCACA